This is a messenger RNA of Cadophora gregata, 2430 nucleotides long. RefSeq lists its product as uncharacterized. Bases 532 to 1746 code for a protein of 404 amino acids. The record is from RefSeq and is a predicted model, not a curated record. The transcript has 3 exons. NCBI's taxonomy places the organism in Eukaryota, Fungi, Ascomycota, Leotiomycetes, Helotiales, Ploettnerulaceae.
GGGGCUUCAUUGGGCACGGGGGGUUGGCCUGGGCUGAGUCCCAUUGCCGUACCUAUCGAGUCCUCAGCCAGGCUCACUCACUCACUCCUCACAUUAAUAUUGUCCAUUCGCAUUCUGGCUCAGAGCUGCUCACGUCAACAUCCUCACCUCUCUUUGCUUCACUUCAUAUCCCCAUCUUCACUCUGUCAUUCUCCUCACAGUUUCAUGUGUAUUUCCUUGGAUCAACAGCUUCACACCCCCGCCUCUCGCUUCUAAUCUAAUCUGAUCUGCUUCUCCUCUCUCCACCACCCCGCGGCGUUAACCUUAUCCCUCCGACCGGAGUUCAACCGCAGCUUCCUUGGUUGCGCAUCGUCCCUCGACAAGUCGACAACAAAGCAGAUCAGAGCUAUAUAAUACAAUAAUCGAGGGCGCCUGCCGACAAGAGCCUCAUUCACUUGGUCCGCUCGAGUCGGACGUCGCUCCAAGUCCGCGGUUCUAUCAAUCUCACCGCUCAACAACCCCACCUUGAUUCCUCCGUCCUCUCAGGCCAUCAUGGCUCCUUUCCACCAAAACAACACCAUACUCUCGCAACAAACUAGCGACCAGAUUUCUGGUAGUAGGUCUGCGAGAAUCACAGAUAUGGCACAUCCAUCAGGCGUUGCGCGGGUGCGGAACGAUGAGUCCUGGGUCGAGAUAGCAUCUCAACCAUCGUCCUCAUCCCUCUCAUCAAUCGGCGACGAGAUAGUAACAACUGGUUUACGCGUACAACAUGAUCCCAACUCUCGCAGACGGCGGAGAGCACCAGGACAACCAUCAUACAUCAGCCUAGAAACUAGACAAACCAGUACAAGCAGUCAAGAAGAAUACGAGGAGAGUGAUAGCGAGUCCGACCGAGUAAUGACCAGCUCAAAUGAACAAAUUCUACCUACAACAUCACACCGCGAAUUUGAUGCUGGGUCUGGAUCAGAGUCAGAUGACGACGAUGAGAAUGCCACGGCGUUAGGACGGAGAACAGACGCAGGACAGGCAUUCACACCACAACCAAACGCAUUCUCCCAUCCACCAUCUCAAAGACCCGGUGUACCAGGCUCCUACUUCCCACCUCAUUCCAACACCCGACAAUCAUACCCACCUCGAACAACACGCCAACACUCAGUCUACAACAAUACCGUUGACCACGAUGCCGCCCUUCGAGCCUCACUUAAUACCCUACUUUCCAUCGGCGCAGCAGCUGCUCGAGGCCUCCCCAAGCGUAACCAGAGUGGUAACACCAUGACGUGCAAUGAACCGAUGGGUCUACGCUUCGUCCCGGAAUCGGAAUUAAUGGCCCCACCUACCGCGGCAGCAAACACAUCUCGUCCACUUUCCCCUUCAACCCGCGCACGAAGCAGUCCGUCUAUCUCGAGCCAAGAGGCAGUCGAGAAAGGAAAACGGAAAGCAGCCGCUACCAAACCAGCAGGCGAGAAGAGCAGAGCGUUGAAGAAGAAGAGGGUGCAGGUUCUAGAGGAGGAGAGUAUGAUCUCGCCGACUUUGUUGACCUGGGUUAUGUCUGCGGGCGUGGUAGUGCUGGUCAGUGUAGUGGGCUUUGGAGCGGGGUAUGUGAUUGGACGGGAGGUUGGGAGAGGAGAAGCCAUGACUGGAUUGAAUGGGUCGAGUAUGGCCAGUGGAGGAGGGGGAUGUGGGAGGGAAGUUGCGAGGGGAAGUACAGGUAGUUUGCGGAGGUUCAAGUGGGGUAUUGGAGGCGCUGCGAGGGGUGUUGUGGCUUGAAAGCGGUGGUCCGAAGAAAGGCAUAUUUUGGAUAUGUGUGUUUACGCUCAAGGCGAGACACACCCAGCUCUACAAUCUUCAGGGUAACCAUGCAGAAGACAGAUACAAAGUCCUCUUCACGCUGAAUCACAGCGGAUCAGACACUCCUCGGAGAUCGACACGAUAUCAUGAAAAAUGAUAUCACGCAUUACGAAUCAAGAAGGGGGACGGUGGCAGCAUUGAUUUGGCAAUCAUACCUAUUUCUGGCGUUCGGGCGGGAGGUCGCCCAUCACAGCUUACUACAUUAUACUCACAUGCAAGCAAGCAAGCAAGCAAGCAAACAAUACAAUACAAUACAAUACAAAGCUUCAAAUCAAAUCAGACUAUAUCAUAUCAUAUCAUAUCACCUGGGCCGUGGCGUUUCGACUCGACUUUUCGGCAUGGGAUUUAGUAAUUAUUGGAUCUGGCUUCUGGCUUCUGGAUUUCUGGCGUUUUUUUCUUUUUUUUUUCUUACUAUGAACACUGCUACAGCGGUACAGCGGGGACAGCGGGGACAGCGGGGGCAGACAGGCAGAUCAUCGAAUUUUCGGAUCAGAGUAGCAUGAAGGGAAUGGAACUCGGGAUUGGAGAUGGGAUGGGAUAGGGAUAGGAUGAGAUAUAUUAAAGUAUGAAUAUAAAAUUUGAAAUUUAAAAUUCUUCUAAGCG